This is a messenger RNA of Erigeron canadensis, 1841 nucleotides long. RefSeq names its product protein JINGUBANG-like. The record is from RefSeq and is a predicted model, not a curated record. The transcript has a single exon. Gene Ontology annotation, molecular function: protein binding. Bases 185 to 1681 code for a protein of 498 amino acids. Lineage: Eukaryota; Viridiplantae; Streptophyta; Magnoliopsida; Asterales; Asteraceae.
UUUGUGUUCUUCGACCUUUUGGUUUUCAGAUUUAAUUUUCACUUUGGGAUUAGGUUUCUUCACAAAUCAUCUUCCUCUCCAAUUACAAGAAUCCGAAAUGCGAAUUCUGUAAAUAUUAAUCACAUGAUUCGUUCGGGUAAUCUUGUACGAGAGAAAGAAACAAAAGGGAAAAAACCUAAAUCAUAUGAUGAGGAACACAUUGCGAAAAAUCCUCCCGAUUAAUUGGUUGAUAUCUCGAAAAUCACAUAAAAAGAAGGAUUAUGAUCAUGAUGACGAUCAUGAUGAUGAUGAGAGCGAGGAUGAUCAUUUUUAUGAUGCUGUGGAUGAACCACAAGUCGAAUACUAUAGGAAAUACCCACCUGAGAACAAGGAUCCACCACCUCCAUUAUCUGAUACGGAUUCCUUGUUUGAAGAAGGUUCUAAAAUGGGUUCGUAUGGCCCAACCCCAUUUGAUCGUCUACCAAGCUCAGCUCGGACGUCCCCUUUGUUAAAAUCUCCAUGGUCAGCGUACACAGAGCAACCUGUGCCUGCUUCCAUGAAUAAUUGUGGUAGUUAUGUCGGGUUAAUGUGUUCUCUUAUUCGUGAAGAGGGGCAUAUAUAUUCGUUGGCUGCAUCAGGGGAUUUGUUAUACACCGGUUCUUCUAGCAAGAACAUUCGCAUUUGGAAGCACCAUAUGGAGUAUUCUGGAUUCAAAUCACAUAGUGGGUUGGUUAAAGCUAUUGUGAUUUCCGGAGAGAAAAUAUUCACAGGGCACCAGGAUGGGAAAAUUAGGGUUUGGAAAGCGUCGAGAAAGGAUCCUAAAUUACAUAAGAAGAUUGGGACUCUGCCAAAUUUCCAAUCUGUAUUUAAAAAAUCCAUAAAACCGAAGAAUUAUACAUUGAGGAGAAAUCCUAGUGGGGUUUGGAUCAAACAUUUUGACGCGAUAUCUAGUCUGAGCUUAAAUGAAGAUCAAACGCUUUUGUAUUCAGGAUCAUGGGACAAAACUAUCAAAAUUUGGAGAGUAUCGGAUUUCAAAUGUUUGGAAUCAAUAAACGCUCAUGAUGAUGUGAUCAACACUGUGGUUGCUGGAUUUCAUGGCUUUGUAUUUUCGGGCUCAGCUGAUGGGAUGUUAAAAGUAUGGCAGAAAGAGUCACAAGGAAAAUGGCCAAAACAUUACUUUUCACAUACUUUACUGAAACAAGAAUUUGCAGUGACGUCGUUGGCUGUUAACCAAACAGGGAUGGUAGUUUAUGCAGGUUGUUCAGAUGGAAUUGUGCAUUUUUGGGAAGAUGAGAAAUUAACCCAUAGUGGGGCUCUUAGAGGUCAUAAGUUAGCAGUUUUAUGUCUAGUGGCGUCGGGAAACAUGGUGUUCAGUGGUUCAGCAGAUAAGAAUAUAUGUGUGUGGCAGAGAGACGAUAGCGGAGGGCAUAGGUGUUUGUACAUAUUAAACGGGCAUACAGGGCCGGUUAAGUGUUUGGCAGUGGACGAGGAGCAAAGGGAAACGAAAUCCCACAACAAUGAUGGUGGAAAUACUUGCAUGCUAUAUAGUGGUAGUCUGGACAAGUCUGUGAAGAUAUGGAGAAUGUGCCCACAAAGAUACUAUACAGAUAACAAACAGUUGCCACCUCCAUCACCACAACGGAUUAAUGGGUUAAGACUGAGCAGGCUAUCACAUCGCCGGGCUAGUCAGCUGAAAAAAUAGUGUGUUAUAGAUUAACUGGGUUGUCACAUUGUGUUUAUUGGCAAAAAAAAAAUCAUGUAUUCUAACUGUAGCAGAUAUUUAUUGGUGUCCUUUUUAGUCGGAGACAUAAAUAUCUCAGUCGUGGUAUCUUCAUCAAUGUAAUGCUAACUGUGUAUGUUGU